CGACGCUCUCUCUCGACCUCAACUCAGUCCUCGAUUUGCCUCCUGCCAUCAACUUGGAAGGCCAAGACGAAUACACCCGCCGGCAAUGCAGCGUUUCGCCUCCCUCGUAUUGGUAAUUGCCACCAUGUUGCCACUAGCACAAAGUUACACGAACCCCAUCACCGUCAAGGGCUACAAAAUGUUCGACGCCAAAACUGGCGAAGCGUUUGCCGUUAAAGGCAUAGACUACUACCCACGCCCCAACACGGGAGACCUGAACGCCAACAACCUCGACUUCUUCACAGACGACAACGAAGAUAUCUGGGGCCCGGACAUCGAAUACCUUGCGGCGACCGGCGCCAACGCCGUCCGUCUGUACGCCGUGGAUCCAUCCAAACCACACGAUCUCUUCAUGUGUGCGCUGCGUGCUAAAGGCUUGUACGCACUAGUGGACCUCGGAGCGAGUUGUGAGAACUGUUCCAUCACUUUGGACGAGUAUCCGACAUGCUACCCCAGUGCACUGAAAACUCGAGGUGAACAAAUUAUCUCCGAGUUCGCACAGUACGACAACGUGCUGGCAUUCAGUGCUGGCAAUGAAGUGAACCAUAUUGUCGACGAUGCGUGGACUAACGCCCCGUGUCAAAAGAAAUUCAUUAGAGAUAUGAGAGCUUUCCUUGGAGGUUGCUCCAGUUUCCGUGAUAUUCCAGUGGGGGUGGUUAUGGCCGACCCGGACACGACCAAUAACAACCGAGAGAUCAAUGCCAAGUACUAUAACUGCAGAACCGACUCAAGUGACGAGUACGAGAAUGCACAAUGGUACGGACUUAAUACGUAUCAAUACUGUGAUGCAGACAUUACGGAGUUGGCAUCGUCGGGGGGAUUCGAGAAACUAUUGAUGGACUUUUCGUCCUAUGACAUGACUAUCCCCGUUAUGCUCACGGAAUUCGGCUGUGUGAACCCGAGCUUCCCAACGGUAGAUGGAUAUGAAGCUCAACGCACAUGGCUUCAAGCUGGGUGGAUGUUUGACUCAACCUUCCGUGACGUGUUUGCCGGAGGUUUUGCCUUUGAGUACUCGACGGAAAAUGCCAAUGCUAAGGAUGAAUCGCCCUACCCGUUCACGAGCUACGGUGCACAAAACUAUGGACUGGGCUAUUUUUCGCCAGAGGAUUGUGACCACGAAUCGGUUCCGUGUGUCUACAAUCCAAUGCCAAAUUUUGAUAGCUUGGCAAAGCAAUACAAUGCAACGGAUGUAUCGGGGGAGAGCACUAUGGAAGAUUUCACCCCUGACCGAACCACGAUUCCGUCGUGUCCGGAUGGCUUUGCUGCUCUUGCUGAUGUCACGUGGGAGGCGGACAGUGUUGAAAGUUUGACAUGCCCGUCUACGGCUCAACAGUAUGAGUGCCCAGACCAGGAGCCUAGCGGAGACUGGGCCAGUGACGCUGGAUCGAGCUCAACCACAUCAUCGAAAACUUCGGAUAACACAAAGGAGGGUGGAGACUUCAAUACGGACAAGUCGGGAACGGGUAGUACUGACGGUGGUAACACCAGUUCCACGUCCUCGACCAUGACCCGGUCCGUUGUAAUGGCUGUCAUCGUUACAGCCCUUGCUGGUAUUUUGAUCUAAAGAGAUCGAUAAAAUUGGUAAGAAUAUCUCGAAUUAGCCUGAAAAUUGGUGUGAGAAGAGAACGUUGAUCUCCAAUUUGGAGGUUGUUGGAGUCCGAAAGAUAGUAAGACAAGCUGAGUUUAGAAAACAAGAACGUUCUUGUAGCCGAAAAUGGUACAACUUGAAGGCAGAAAAUAGUCUGGUCACUGAUGAGCAAAGGUACCUUGUCAGUUCUCUGUGUCAUUAUUGAAAAGCUAUCGUACC
Phytophthora nicotianae INRA-310 is the source of this 1846-nucleotide messenger RNA. RefSeq lists its product as hypothetical. Gene Ontology annotation, cellular component: cell wall. Gene Ontology annotation, molecular function: 1,3-beta-glucanosyltransferase activity. NCBI's taxonomy places the organism in Eukaryota, Oomycota, Peronosporomycetes, Peronosporales, Peronosporaceae. Bases 86 to 1603 code for a protein of 505 amino acids. Gene Ontology annotation, biological process: cell wall (1->3)-beta-D-glucan biosynthetic process. The transcript has a single exon. The record is from RefSeq and is a predicted model, not a curated record.